Molecule: messenger RNA, 1672 nt
Organism: Phialemonium atrogriseum
Lineage: Eukaryota; Fungi; Ascomycota; Sordariomycetes; Cephalothecales; Cephalothecaceae
Exons: 3
Coding region: 417-1340 (307 amino acids)
Source: RefSeq, a predicted model, not a curated record
UGGGCACUCCUGACUAGUUGCUGGCCAAGAGACCAAGAGACACCACGAUGGCACGGGUUCAGGAAGGCAACAGCCAAUGUAAAUAUAAGCGAAGGCAGGAACCGUCUCCAAUACUCUUCACAAGUCCGUCCAGAACGUUGUCGUAUCGCCCGCCCAAGUUCUACCUCUAUCUAGCCCUAGAGUCGAGACGCUGGUACGGAUGGAUGUCCGCAUAGGCUCUAAGAUUUCUGGGCGGUCCUUUUCUUUCACGGGACACGGCUAUUAUUUGCCAGAUUUGUUAUGACAACUGGUCUUGUUACCUUGAUGGCGACUCAGAUAGGUGUUUACCCCUUUCAAGGAGUUUGCGGCGGUAGAAAGCGUGAACCAAAAUCAAGCCUCGAUCCCCAGGAAGUUCUGGUGAGCAGAACUACUUAGCCAUGAAGCUGAAGAGCCUCAUCAGCCGUCUCGGUGGGCGAAUCCAAUCUGUCCAAGAAGAAACCUUUGACCUGUUUGCCCAAGAGCUUCCAUCCCAUAACCUCGGCUUCGUCGACUCCAAGUCCCCAGUCCUUGAGCUCAGCAUUGCUGGGCGCGAUCUUACUAUCCAUCAGUCGCCCUCCGUACUGGCUUCGAAUCGAGCGGGGGGUACCACAGGAGCAGUCCUGUGGAAAAUCACCCCGGCUUUUGCAGAAUGGGUCAGCGCGCCAGAUAACAUACUCUUCGCCAGCGGCGCUCUCUCUGAAGGCUCGGCCGUCAUUGAGCUGGGAUGCGGCAUAUCGCCCAUAGUCGGCCUCCUCCUCGCACCCAGGGUUUCCCACUACGUGCUCACGGACCAGCCUUACGUCGCCCGGCUCGUCGAGCAGAACCUCGCGGCGAACAAGGAUCUGCUCCAGGGCCCCGGCAGAGCCGCCAGCCGGCGCAGAUCGAGGGGCACAAGAGCCCCGGAGCGGAAGCCGGCAGCUGGGACCGGCCGCAUCGCCUUCGUGCCGGUCGACUGGGAGCGCGACGAGGUCACGCCGACGCUGGCCGGGGCCGUGGCGGCGCGGAGCUUCGACGCCGUCAUAGCCUGCGACUGCAUCUACAAUGAGGCCCUGAUCGACCCCCUCGUGCAGACCUGUGCUGAUACCUGCCGCUUGCGCGCGGACGACGGCAGCGGCAGCGGCGGGGCGAGCCCGUGCGUCUGCGUCGUGGCACAGCAGCUCCGUGAUCACGACGUCUUCGAGGGCUGGCUGGUCCGGUUCGCCGAGUCCUUCGACGUCUGGCGCGUCCCCGACUCGUGCUUGCCCGAGACCCUCCGGUCGAAUUCUGGGUUUGUUGUACACAUCGGGAUCCUGAAAGGUACGGUUGGGUUAGAUCAAAUGUAGAUGAAAGGUCACGUUUCACGCCUUGACGAGUGUCACUGGGAGUUUUUGGAACGUGUAUCUAUCAUUAUUAGUAUUAUCAUGAUACUCUAGUCAUAUUCUGGCAGGAACGGGCCUUCUUGAAGCUCAUUUGAAACGCCCAGAUCCCGCUGUCUGUUCCCAAUAACCCGGUGACUAUACCAAUUCCCAGGCAGCAAUGCCAACCCAACUCAUCCCGCACUUCCCCUUCUUCCUCAAGAACUCCUCCUUCGUCACUCCCCGCGCCGGCUUGCCAUCCAGCGUGUCCAGGCCAUAGAGCGAUAUCUGCUGUCCCGGAGUGCCGAGAUCCCUCGCCG